This is a messenger RNA of Rhagoletis zephyria (snowberry fruit fly), 2326 nucleotides long. The record is from RefSeq and is a predicted model, not a curated record. Lineage: Eukaryota; Metazoa; Arthropoda; Insecta; Diptera; Tephritidae.
GUGCAGUUUGCCUUCACUGGCCAAGCGACAUGUGGCCAUUGCCCGGCUGAAGCACGCCGCAAACAUGGGCCGAAAUUCGCAUGAAGUCCGCUUUUUUGUGCUUGUGGUCACGCCGAGCAAGGAGAAAGGCACAAAGAACGCCCUGGAGACGGGUCGCACGUUUGCCACCAUAUUUGCCGACAUGGACUUUCGUCAAAAGCUGCUCGAUGUGCACGGCGAGGCCGAGUUUAAGGGCAUCCUGCUGAAGCACGCCCAAGAUUUGGCUUCGGAGCAGAGCAAUCCAACGCGUCGAAUGGGAAACCACGAGCCGGAAGCGGAAUACGAGUGUCACUUUGCACAAGGACUUUGUGAUGAUUUGCGACGACGCACUUCGCACUACUUGAGUGACUACAUUGAUGGACUGAUCGGGAGGAAGACCAUUCAGAAGACGAUAUCGACCAUCUUCUUUCUAUAUUUUGCCUGCAUCCUUCCCACUAUUGCCUUCGGUGUACUUAACAACAACAACACGGUGGGCAAAAUCGAUAUUCGCAAGGCAAUCAUCGGCCAGACCAUCGGUGGACUGUCCUUUGCGUUCCUAGGCGGCCAGCCACUGGUAAUCAUCAUGACAACGGCGCCAAUUUGUCUCUACAUUAAAGUCAUCUACAACAUCUGCGAGGACUUUCAGGUGGACUUCUACGCGAUGUACGCCUGUGUGGGCCUGUGGAACACCUUCUUCCUCAUCCUCUACGCCAUCUUCGACGUCAGCAAGCUAAUGAAAUGGUGCACUCGCUCCACCGAGGAGAUCUUCUCCCUCUUCAUCAGCAUCGCCUUUGCCGUGGACGCUGGCCGAGACGUGGUCAAGAAUUUCUACAAGCACUACUACUCGCCGGCGUGCAUCGACCAGGUGAAUCGCACCCGAGAGCGGGCCAACCUGCUGACUGACUUUCGGACGCACCUGGUUGCUCAACCACCCAGCCUGCCCUUUCCCAUCAACUCCUCCUCCUCCUUCUACCCCUCAUCCUAUCCCUAUCCCUACUCCUACCCCUCCUCCUCAUCUCCUUUCGAGCUCAGUGAUCCAAUGGGGGCGUACAAUGGCAGCCACAACGGCAGCAGUCCCUUCGGGGGCGAGCAGCUGUACGGCAGCGGCGGCAAUUGGAGUGAGAGUGGCCUUGCUGCGGGUGGAGCGCUGUACAGCGGCGCCGCCGAGUACAAUCACAGCAUGCACAGCUUCCUUGGGUCGGCGGCGCUGCCGGACCACUCGCACAACGCCAGCACACUGGCGAACAUGUUCUGGUCCAGCUCGAGCAGUGGCUUCUACAACCUCACCACGGCGGCGCUCAAUCUCAUCCUCGCCGACCUGCAGGGCACCGGCGAUGGGGUGUGCCGUCGCGAGACCAGCCUCCUCUUUCUCCUGCUCAUGCUGGGCACCGUGUGGAUGGCAGUGUCGCUCUUCAACUUCAACAAGACCCCGUACCUGCAGGCGAGCAAGCGCGAGCUGCUGGCAGACUACGCACUACCCUGUUCGGUCAUCAUUCUCAGCUUCUUAGGUUCAUUCAUCUUUCGUGAUAUUCCAGUCGAGCACUUUCGUUACGAUGAAGAGUUUGAGUUUACGAGAGCUCGUCUGGAAGAGUUGCCUUGGGCCGCGAUCGGCUCCUGUGCGGGCUUAGGCUUUUCGCUGUCGCUACUCUUUUUUAUGGACCAGAACAUUUCCGCGGCAAUGGUGAACAAUCCGUGCAAUAAGCUGAAGAAGGGCUGCGCCUACCACCUGGACCUGUUUGUGGUGGGCAUACUGAACGGUUUUCUCUCCAUGUACGGCUUCCCGUGGAUGCACGGCGUUCUGCCGCACUCGCCACUGCACGUUCGCAGUCUGGCGGACGUCGAAGAACGGGUCGACCAGGGUCAUGUUUAUGAGAUAAUCGUCAAAGUGCGCGAAACUCGGCUCACUGGGAUCGUGUCCCAUAUCCUCAUUGGCCUUUCCGUCUUUCUAAUCCCCUACCCACUGGCUUAUAUCCCGACUGCCGUGCUCAAUGGCCUUUUCCUCUACAUGGCAAUAACUUCGCUCAAUGGCAAUCAGAUGUUUGAACGCAUCACACUGCUUUUUAUGGAACAGGCCGCCUACCCGCCAAAUCACUACAUACGCCGGUGUCCACAGCGCAAGAUUCACCUCUUCACACUCUGUCAGAUGGUGCAGCUGGGCAUGAUGUGCUUCUUUGGCUUCUCGCCCUGGCCCUACAUCAAAAUGGUCUUUCCCGUCAUUGUCAUCAUGCUGCUGCCCUUUAGACACAAGAUAGUGCCCUGUGUGAUCGACAACAAGUACCUGGAAGCACUGGACGGUGAGAACCAAUGA